Molecule: messenger RNA, 877 nt
Organism: Elephantulus edwardii (Cape elephant shrew)
Lineage: Eukaryota; Metazoa; Chordata; Mammalia; Macroscelidea; Macroscelididae
Gene: CUNH9orf78
Product: chromosome unknown open reading frame, human C9orf78
Exons: 8
Coding region: 5-877 (290 amino acids)
Biological process (GO): mRNA splicing, via spliceosome
Cellular component (GO): spliceosomal complex
Source: RefSeq, a predicted model, not a curated record
CAACAUGCCGGCUCCUGGAAAGGUUUUCCGCCGGCGGCGCGUCGACUCGGAGUCCGAGGAAGAUGAACAGGAUUCAGAAGAGGUUCGAUUAAAACUGGAAGAGACACGAGAGGUGCAGAACUUGAGGAAAAGGCCCAACGGGGUGAGUGCUGUGGCCCUGCUGGUGGGGGAGAAAGUACAGGAAGAGACUACACUAGUGGAUGAUCCUUUCCAGAUGAAGACAGGUGGUAUGGUGGACAUGAAGAAACUGAAGGAGAGGGGCAAAGAUAAGAUCAGUGAAGAGGAAGAUCUCCAUUUGGGAACAUCGUUUUCUGCAGAAACCAACCGAAGGGAUGAGGAUGCAGACAUGAUGAAAUAUAUUGAAACAGAGCUGAAAAAGAGGAAAGGGAUUGUGGAACAUGAGGAACAGAAAAUAAAGCCGAAGAAUGCAGAGGACUGUCUCUAUGAACUUCCAGAAAAUAUACGCGUCUCCUCAGCCAAGAAGACGGAGGAGAUGCUUUCCAACCAGAUGCUGAGUGGCAUCCCCGAAGUCGACCUUGGCAUUGAUGCCAAAAUAAAAAAUAUCAUUUCCACUGAGGAUGCCAAGGCCCGACUGCUGGCAGAGCAGCAGAACAAGAAGAAAGACAGUGAGACAUCAUCCUUUGUGCCCACCAAUAUGGCUGUGAACUACGUGCAGCAUAACCGAUUUUAUCAUGAGGAGCUCAAUGCGCCCAUUCGGAGAAACAAAGAAGAGCCCAAAGCCCGGCCCUUGAGAGUGGGUGACACGGAGAAGCCGGAGCCCGAGCGGUCUCCUCCUAACCGCAAGCGUCCCGCUAAUGAGAAGGCCACCGAUGACUAUCACUAUGAGAAGUUCAAGAAGAUGAAUAGGCGAUACUGA